UGAGUCCAGAACCAGCGAGAGGACGCUGGGGGGCGCGCUAGAGCGGCGCGGCAUGGCUGGGCCUGGGGCCGGCGAACCGGCCAUGGAGGACGAGCGGAGCUUCUCAGAUAUCUGCGGCGGCCGUCUGGCCUUGCACCGCCGAUACUACUCCCCUUCCUGCCUAGAGUUCUGCCUCAGCUGCCCUCGGAUCUCGUUGCGCUCGCUCACCGCUGUCACCUGCACCGUGUGGCUGGCGGCCUACGGACUCUUCACGCUCUGUGAGAACAGCAUGAUCCUCUCUGCUGCCAUCUUCAUCACUCUCUUAGGCCUGCUUGGUUACCUCCAUUUUGUAAAGAUUGAUCACGAGACUCUGUUAAUCAUUGAUUCCCUGGGCAUCCAGAUGACCUCAUCCUAUGCCUCAGGCAAAGAAAGCACCACCUUCAUUGAGAUGGGCAAGGUGAAAGAUGUCAUCAUUAAUGAGGCUAUUUACAUGCAGAAGGUGAUUUACUACCUCUGCAUUUUAUUGAAGGAUCCAGUGGAACCACAUGGGAUAUCCCAAGUAGUACCCCUCUUCCAGAGUGCCAAGCCCCGGCUGGACUGCUUGAUUGAAGUGUACAGAAGCUGCCAGGAGAUCCUGGCACACCAGAAAGCCACAUCAACAAACCCAUUCAGAAAGCCAGUAUUGUCUUCAAAAGGAGAUGACUCCUAAGCCACAGUGGCUGGCUUAUUUUCUGUAUUUUAAACCUUCAAGUGGACACAGUCUGAGAAACCAGUAUGGAUGUGGUAGAUCUCAGAGCCAUAGAGCAGGUGAAUGGAAACCUAACUUAUUGUGUGAUAUUGGCAAAGUAUUAAUGUAUAUUUUAGUGUUCCUCUUUUAAGGUUUUAUUUAUUUUACCAAUUGAGGGGAGACCUCGAAACUCUAUGUUAGGAGUAAUGUUGACUAAACGCACUUUGUGAGCACACUCGGGCUUUUUGUUGGAAUUUAUAGAAUAUGGGAAACUGACAUCAGCUCUUUUGAUAAAGAUAAUUUUUCCAACUGUGCAGUAUCCCUGUAUAAAAGUUAAAAAGAAAAAAAGCAAGCCCUUCAGGACUGGUUACUAGGAAGCAAUAUCCUACAAAAGACUAGUCUCUGUCCACCUAGCUCCUGUGUUCUGUACAGGGUUACUUUAUGAUGAUUCUCUUAAUAAACAGAACUUCUUCUGAAACAUACACCACU
Messenger RNA from Odocoileus virginianus texanus, 1195 nucleotides. It is a transcript of the gene PIGH, whose product is annotated as phosphatidylinositol glycan anchor biosynthesis class H. The record is from RefSeq and is a predicted model, not a curated record. Gene Ontology annotation, biological process: GPI anchor biosynthetic process. Gene Ontology annotation, cellular component: glycosylphosphatidylinositol-N-acetylglucosaminyltransferase (GPI-GnT) complex. Lineage: Eukaryota; Metazoa; Chordata; Mammalia; Artiodactyla; Cervidae.